AUGGCCCUCAAGAAUGGGCAGGCAAGCAGCGUCAGCCUUGCAGCCAUGGCUUCCGAGAACAGUAGGAGCUCUGAAUCAUUAAGUGACAAAGGUUCCGAAUUGAAGAAAAGCUUUGAUGCUGUGGUACUUGAUGUUCUUAAGGUUACACCAGAAGGAUAUGUGGGUCAGAUAACACUAAUGGAUGUUCCAGUAUUUAAAGCUAUUCAACCAGAUGAGCUUUCAAGUUGUGGAUGGAAUAAAAAAGAAAAAUACAGUUCUGUGCCAACUGCUGUUGCUUUCACAAGAAGAUUUAAUCAUGUAAGCUUUUGGGUUGUUAGAGAGAUUCUUCAUGCUCAGACAUUAACGAUUAGAGCAAAAGUUUUGAGUCACUGCAUGAAAACUGCAAAGAAACUGUAUGAGCUGAAUAACCUUCAUGCACUUAUGGCAAUGGUUUCUGGCUUACAGAGUGCCCCAGUUUUCAGGUUGACUAAGACAUGGGCAUUACUAAGUCGAAAAGACAAAACUACCUUUGAAAAAUUAGAGUAUGUGAUGAGUAGAGAGGAUAACUACAAAAGACUCCUAGACUAUGUAAGUAGCUUAAAGAUGACACCUUGCAUCCCCUAUUUAGGCAUUUAUCUGUCAGAUUUAACAUGCAUUGAUUCAGCGUACCCAUCAACUGGCAGCAUUCUACAAAACGAGCAAAGAUCAAAUUUAAUGAAUAACAUUCUUAGGAUAAUUCCUGAUUUACAGCAGUCCUGUGAAUAUGAUAUUCCCUUGUUGCCUCAUGUUAAAAAACAUCUGAACUCUGUUCAGUGUAUAGAACUGCAAAAGUUUGUGGAAGAUAAUAAUUACAAGCUUUCAUUAAAGAUAGAACCAGGAACAAGCACACCACAUUCUGCUGCCUCCAGGGAAGAUUUAGUAGGUCCUGAAGUGGGGACAUCGCCACAGAGUGGGAGGAAGAGUGUGGCCACUGAAGGAGCCUUGCUACCACAGACACCCCCACCCCACUCCCCACGGAAUCUGAUUCCAUGUGGACAUAGGAAGUGCCAUAGCUUGGGUUAUAAUUUCAUUCAUAAAAUGAACACAGCAGAGUUUAAGAGUGCAACAUUCCCAAAUGCAGGGCCAAGACAUCUGAAACCCCAUGCACCAUCUCAAGGCCAAGUUGGAAGUUCUACUCUUUCUAGUGCCAUAUCAAAAGGCAGCAAUGAUGGUUCUGAACUAAGUGAAGAGACAUCAUGGCUUGCUUUUGAAAGUUCUGCAGAAUCAGAAGAUUUGGCAGUGCAUGUAUAUCCAGGCGCGGUUACUAUUCAAGGUGUUCUCAGGAGAAAAACUUUGUUAAGAGAAAGCAAAAAAUCUACAGUAGCAGCUUGGACAAAAUACUGGGCAGCUUUGUGUGGGACACAACUUUUUUACUAUGCUGCCAAAUCUCUAAAGGCUACAGAAAGAAAACAUUUCAAGUCAAUGUCAAAUAAGGAUGUGCUUGUGGUCGGCUGGAUGGUGAUGAUGGCUGACGACCCGCAGCACCUGGACCUCUUCUUGCUCACGGAUUCCAAGAAAGCAAAUUCAUACAAGUUUCAAGCUGGCAAUAGGAUGAAUGUGAUGCUGUGGUUUAGGCAUCUGAGUGCAGUCCAAAGUAACAAACAACAGGUUCCUACAAACUUGAUGACUUCUGAGUAG
Lepus europaeus (European hare) is the source of this 1656-nucleotide messenger RNA. Its product is annotated as ras-specific guanine nucleotide-releasing factor RalGPS2-like. The record is from RefSeq and is a predicted model, not a curated record. Gene Ontology annotation, cellular component: plasma membrane. Gene Ontology annotation, molecular function: guanyl-nucleotide exchange factor activity. Gene Ontology annotation, biological process: Ras protein signal transduction; positive regulation of GTPase activity. NCBI's taxonomy places the organism in Eukaryota, Metazoa, Chordata, Mammalia, Lagomorpha, Leporidae.